AUUCCUUCUUACAGUUCGGAUCAAAACCAUGGGUGUUUUUGACCCCAUAUCCUUCAUCCAGACCUACUCGUGCGUCGUGCCUUGACCAACGACUCUCGCCCAGCAUGCCGUACUCUAAGUCCGCCGCCUUCAUCGGCACUGUGGCCCUCGCCUGGUUAGGGGCGGCAAUUCCAGCACCGUCUAGCACGGCAGCGGCCGCAGCGCGAUUGGCAGAAUGCGCACCGGUCCCCUCGGCAGGCAAGUAUCCCACGUGGCAGCAGCUCCCAAAGCAGACGACGCUCCCGGACCCUUGGCUUCCGUUAGCCUACACGACGACGGACAGCGAGGGCGGCGACUCGCCCUCAUUCGCCUCCGACGUAAUGAACGGAAAUGGGAAGAACAGGAUCCAGACGCCUGAGGAAUGGUACCGAUGCCGGCAGCCUGAGAUCGUCCAGUUACUCCAGGAAUACCAAUACGGCUACUACCCGGACCACUCUCAGGAGACUGUCAAGGCCACCCGUAGCGGUAGUACGGUUAACAUCGAAGUAACGGCAGGCGGCAAGACGGGUAGAUUCAGCGCUACGCUCGCGCUGCCAUCCGCCUCGCCGGCUCCCGUUGUCAUUAACAUCGGCGGCAUGACCAACCAGCCUUACCUACAGGCCGGCAUCGCCGUCGUUGGUUUCGACUAUACUCGCGUCUCGCCUGAUAGCAACGCUAAGACCGGCGCAUUCUGGGAUCUCUAUAAGGGGCGGGACAUCGGCGUCCUCACGGCAUGGGCCUGGGGCUUCCACCGGGUCCUCGACGCGCUCAACGCGACAGUGCCCGAGAUUGACAGCAGCCGGGUGGGCGUGACGGGGUGCUCGCGACUGGGAAAGGCGGCGCUCGCGGCGGGGCUGCUCGACCCGCGGAUCACGCUGACGAUGCCGAUGAGCAGCGGGGUGCAGGGCCUAGGGCCCUACCGGUACCACGGGCUCAGCGGGCAGGACGAGACGCUCGAGAACAGCAAGAGCGGCGCCGGCUGGUGGACCGACAGCACGCUCGGCACCUUCGUCAACCACGCCGAGAACCUGCCCUACGACGCCCACACCAUCGCCGCCGCCAUCGCCCCCCGCGCCCUUGUCAUCGACCAGGGCACUGGCGACCAGUUCACCAACUCCAAGGGCACCUCCAUCAUCGUUUACCCUGCUGCCAAGCAGGUCUACGACUGGCUUGGCGUCAGCGACCAAAUCGCCAUGUCCGUCCGCGGCGGCGGCCAUUGCGACAUGAGCGGGUUCAACAGUGUCCUCCCCUUCGUGACGAAAGUGCUCCAGAACAAGACGAUCACCAAAGACUACAACGACCUGGGUAGCUACGGCUCGCCGAUGACGACGACCUACCCGUGGGCUAGCGCGGUGCCUAAGGCCGCCUAAUACCGAACACCUGGCUAGAAUUUCAUAGCGACUUGGGAGGCACCAGUGUAUGAGGAAAAGGAAA
Durotheca rogersii is the source of this 1452-nucleotide messenger RNA. RefSeq names its product carbohydrate esterase family 15 protein. Lineage: Eukaryota; Fungi; Ascomycota; Sordariomycetes; Xylariales; Xylariaceae. Bases 105 to 1388 code for a protein of 427 amino acids. The record is from RefSeq and is a predicted model, not a curated record. The transcript has 4 exons.